Messenger RNA from Aspergillus piperis CBS 112811, 1407 nucleotides. Its product is annotated as isopenicillin N synthase family dioxygenase. The transcript has 5 exons. Gene Ontology annotation, molecular function: dioxygenase activity. The record is from RefSeq and is a predicted model, not a curated record. The coding region runs from base 133 to 1215 and encodes 360 amino acids. NCBI's taxonomy places the organism in Eukaryota, Fungi, Ascomycota, Eurotiomycetes, Eurotiales, Aspergillaceae.
GAUCACGCCAUCUGCAUCGGCAGUAACUAAACCAUCACCUUAUUACUCAGCACCAACAAUGACAUCCGUCCAUUUCCCCUCACUUCCCCUCACCACUUCAUCACCAACCUCGCCGACACCAUCACCAUCACAAUGACCGACCUCACCUCCGUUCCCAUCAUCGACUUCCAGCGUCUCAAAGACCCAGAAACCAAAGCAGAGACUCUCGCCCAGCUCCGCGACGCCAUCUUCCUCGUAGGCUUCCUGUAUCUCACGAACCAUGGAUUGGAAUCCCUCACCAAACGCGCCCACGCUACCCUUCUAGACCUCUUCUCCCUCUCAUCCGAAACCAAAGAGCAAGUCAACAUGAUCAACUCGCCCUCCUUCCUAGGCUACACGCGUCUCGGGGCCGAAACCACCGCACUCAAAACCGAUAUGCGAGAACAAUUCGACUUCGGCACCCCCAACCUCCCCCCUUCCAACCCUCAAACAGCACCAAUCUGGUCCCGUCUCGAAGGCCAAAACCAAUACCCUACACCAGCCACGCAAUCCCUCGUAGAAGAAUACAUGACUUCUUUCAUCCCAUUAAGCAACACCUUUCUCCAAUACGUCGCCGAAUCCCUCUCUCUUCCGCCGACCACGUUCGACACGUACAGAGGCACCAUGGACAGACUCAAGUUCAUCAAAUACCCGCCUCAACCCUCCUCUGGGGAAGACAAAUCCCAAGGCGUAGGGCCACAUAAAGACUCCACUGGUUUAUUCACCUUCCUAUCCCAAGAUGCGACUGGUGGAUUACAAGUCAUUAAUAAACGCGGUGACUGGAUCGAUGUCCCCCCGCUUCAGGAUGAGGGGGCACUAGUGGUGAAUAUUCAGCAGGGGUUUGAGGCUAUCACGGGGGGUGUUUGUAGUGCGACGGUGCAUAGGGUUGUUGCACCGAAAAACACAACGCGAUACAGUAUCCCGUUUUUCAUGGGGAUACGGAUGGACUUGACGUUGUCGAAUCUGCGUGAUUCGGCGAGACAUAUUGUUGAGAAGGUUCCUGUCGGGGAGUGGUCCGAUGAGGAUGAGAUGAAGAGAAGGGCCGAGGACGUGCCGAGUGAGUUUCUUUCGGACAGGUUCGAUUGUUUCGGCGAAGCCUACCUCCGCAAUCGAAUCAUCAGUCACCCUGACGUUGGGAAGAAAUGGUAUCCGGAGCUGUAUGAGCGGUACUCGAAUGAUCCUUUUUAUUUGCAUUAACCCUUUCUCUUAUAUAUAUUAUUGUCUUAAUCAUGAAUGUAAGCACACCACACUAUGUAAGUUACAGCUUAGCCGCCGCGGGGGGCAGAAUGUUAUACUUAACCGCCUUGACUGUCGUCCAUCCCUCCAAUGCCUCUUCUCCCAUGUCACGCCCAAAUCCACUCUCUUUCACUCCUCCGAACGGCAUAUUCG